AUGUCCUCCAGGCCUCAAGGUGGUGGCCCUUAUGGCCGCCAGCGCUAUCACGGCCCCAUCAAGGGAGACGAAUCCGUCGACGAGUCUGAGGAGUGCCUUCGCCUAGUUUGCUAUGAGGGAGGCGCCAGCAACGACGAGAGAACUCCCUCGCUUUUUGGAGACAAUCGCCAUUCCCGCAGUCGAGACCGACCUUCGAACCACCCCGGCGGCAUGACGCCCCAGGGACACAGCGGCUUGGGACGCUACCAUGACCGCGAUCUCCUCCACCAGCACAACAUCCAGUAUCUCUCCCUCUAUGGCACUAAUCAUGUGCGCCAGAGCGUCAAGAAUAUCUCCGAGGCAGUCAUUCGCCAGCAUCGGGAAGUCCCUGGCGUCACCUCGGAGAGAAUCGGCAAUGAUCCGGAGCUUCAUCGCCUAGAGGAGGUUGGAACGCUCUCUAUGGUCGAGGGUUACUUUAUUCCGCUCUUAUCCCCACCAGCCGACAGCUGCGUUCACUGUGCCAAAAAGCAAGCCCUCUACUCUGGAGUAGUGCCUCACGUGAAGAGCCUGGAGGCUCCUAGACCUCCAACCCCGACUAUGCUUUAUGGCUAUAGCCUUGGAAUGUUUGGGGCUGCCGAGAGAGAGCAGUCGGCUGGAUCGGUUCUUGUAGAGGCAGAAGCCACCAGAUCAUGCCUCCUUUAUCCGUUCUUGACCAUCGACAUGCAAGGUGACGGGCCAAUCUCGACAGGAUCUUUAUGGGCUGCAAGCAACACAUGUCUCGCCAGCUCUGCCGCCUGCGUUGCCCUAGUCAACAAGCUCGAGCACCGUGUGCGCCAAGUCCCGGCCCUUUUCACUCGUGUCGCUCCCGAGCUCAACAAUGUCGCCUUCGGCAUCGCCAUGAGCGGCACCGAGGCUCGACUCUUUGUCACCUACCAAAUGGAUGAAGGCAAGUACGGCAUGUACAAAGCCAAGAGCUUCCUGCUCCAAGAUCCAGACGACCACAUCAGAUUUCGCAAAUGUGUCCUGAACAUUAUCGACUGGGGCCAGAAGCGGCUCGUCAAGAUCAGAGAGGCUCUGACAUACUUACGACUACACGGGGCGAAUCAGGGUAUGAUGAUGCCCGACUUCAUGUACCGCGACGAUGAUUACCGCCAUGGGGAGAUCUAA
Fusarium falciforme is the source of this 1146-nucleotide messenger RNA. RefSeq lists its product as hypothetical. The record is from RefSeq and is a predicted model, not a curated record. Bases 1 to 1146 code for a protein of 381 amino acids. The transcript has a single exon. Lineage: Eukaryota; Fungi; Ascomycota; Sordariomycetes; Hypocreales; Nectriaceae.